Molecule: messenger RNA, 2129 nt
Organism: Anolis sagrei ordinatus
Lineage: Eukaryota; Metazoa; Chordata; Lepidosauria; Squamata; Anolidae
Gene: POC5
Product: POC5 centriolar protein
Cellular component (GO): centrosome
Source: RefSeq, a predicted model, not a curated record
ACUUUAGCAAAAAGCUGUCUGGACCAAUAAAAGCAGCCCUUGCUUUUAACCCUGGCAGUUUGAAACUGUCGGGGUUUCUUUUGCUGUGGGAGUGAGGCGUGACGGAGAGUCAGGAAUUUCUUAAUGCAGAAUGUCAUCUUCUGAAGAGAAAAGCACAAGUCCUUUUUUGCCUAAAGACUCUGAUCAAGGCAGUUCUGUCUCUUCAGAACUACAGGAUGAAUAUGAAGAACUGCUUCGUUAUGCUGUAGUUACUCCAAAGUUUGAGCCAAGUGUAUUACGACAGUCAGCUCACACAGAAGUUCGUCAGAAAUCUACAGGAAAAGGUCCAGUAAUGGAUGGGCGCAGACAUGAAACUGCAGGCCCAAGUUGGAGAAAACAUGGGAGAACUCCUGAUUUUGUACCAUGUACUCGGACAACAAGGAUAGAAGCAAUAAAGGAGCCAACACGCACAGAUAUGGAAGGACUUUGCCCUGUUGAUUCAGAAGAAAGUUCUUCUCAAGAGUCCUCAUCUAUUCAGAGGGAUCUUCAGGAGUCAAAUGUGACUGAUCUAAGCCUUUCAGAUGAAAGAGUAACCCAAAUAGAGAGCAUACUUGAUCUCUGGAGUGGAAGCCUUAAGACCAAUGUUCUUACUGAACUGAGGAAAUGGAAGCUUCAUUUUAUUGAACAUCACACACUUGAAAUGAGACAAGAAAAAGAAAAACAUGCAGCUCAUGUGAGACAAUUGAUGAAUCAGAUGGAGAACUUGAAGGAGCUACUACAUACAUACGAGAUUUCAAUAGGGAGGAAGGACGAAAUAAUUGCCAAUUUGACACAUGCAGUUGAGAAACAGAAGGACAGGAUAGAGCUCAUGAAGAAAUUUGCAAAGUGGCGUCUUCAGCAUCUUAUAGGCAGACAAGAAGCUAAACAGGAGGUAUAUACAAAUAGGUUGGCCGAUCGCUUGUACGAAAUGGGCUUGGUGAAGAAAGCAUGGAGGACCUGGCGCUCUCAAAUUCAUACAAAAUGGAAAGAAUCGUUGGAAAGGGCCUACCAGUCAAGUGCGGAAUCUGUUCGUGUUGAACUGUCUAAUGACUAUGAAACUAAACUUCAAGAGUUGAAUGCUGCACUGGAACAGGCAAGAGCUGAAAUUAUAGAUUUGCAGAAUAAAAGGCAGGAAUGUGAAGAUACUAUGAAGAAGGCUUUCAUGCGUGGUGUCUGUGCACUGAAUCUGGAAGCAAUGACAGUAUUUCAAGGCAAAGAAUUCAAAUUUGACCAUGUUGAACUGUCAGAUAAGAGAGGAGAACCCAGUGCUGGCACUGAUGGUUCUACACCAAGGCUCCCUCCAUCUCACUUUGAUCCACCUUUACCACCAAACACCCCGCCGCCUCCACCUCGACCACCUCCUCCACCUCCAACACCAGCUCUGGGUGUUGCUCACACAGAAGAUUUGUUCUCUUCUCACCAGAGCCAUGCAGUGACCUCUCAGACCAGACUAGACGCCGGUGCUGCAAGUUCGUCCAUUCCAAAAGCGCCCCUGACUAGGGUUAUAACGGCACAUCAGAAGGCUGGAAGGACGAUCACAGCUAGAAUCACUGGCCGAUCUGAAAUUGCACCAAAGAAUCGAAUCAUCAGUAGCUUAGAUGUGAUAGGCGUUUCUCCUCCCAUGAAUUCUGUUGUUGUGGAAAAACAUCAUCCAGUCACUCAACAAACUGUCUCUCAAGCUACUGCUGCUAAAUAUCCUCGAACUUUGUUUUCUAAUGGUAUCAGCUUGAGACCUUCAGGACACAGCAGGAAGACUCGCACCCAGACCCAUAACAACAUCCACUCAAUAAAAGUUGUUGAAUAGCUGUGAAGGCUAAAAUGCUCAUAUUUCAACUUAACCACAUGGGAAGAAUUUGCCAGGUUAUCGUUCAAACUCUCAAUGUUUACCAAUUGAUAAAGGAAGUCCCCAAGGAUGCAUCAUGUUUUUUUUUUCUAUCUGUAAUAACAUUGCAGAUGUAAAAACGUUGCAUGGCAUAAAAAGUAAGCCACUCAAGUCGGUGCAAUGUAGUUCUGUAUAACUUCAAAUAAGGUAUACUUGAAAUUCUUAUUUCCUUAACAUAUUUUAUUAAAUAUGAUUAUUUAAUGCUUUUAAUAAAAAAGAAUGAACUGAA